Cucumis sativus (cucumber) is the source of this 3020-nucleotide messenger RNA. RefSeq lists its product as uncharacterized. Lineage: Eukaryota; Viridiplantae; Streptophyta; Magnoliopsida; Cucurbitales; Cucurbitaceae. The record is from RefSeq and is a predicted model, not a curated record. Bases 189 to 2492 code for a protein of 767 amino acids. The transcript has 4 exons.
UUCUCAGUUUCUUCUCGAAUCUCUCCUUCUCGCUUUUCCCAACUUUCUUCUUCUUCCUCUCUUCUCUUUGAAUAUCCCUCUCUUCUUUUCAUCUUCAAUACUCAACUUCUCUAAUGCUCCUUUGAUUCCUUCACUGCUUUCACCUUUUGGAAACCAACGAGCCUUUCAGCUUUUCAUUCAGAUAAUUAAUGGGGGUUAAUAUGGAGAAUAGUGCGCAUGGGACUGUACCAGAGUGUGGUGCAAUUUUUAUGUCAAAUUGUGUGACCAGAGCAGAAUGCUUCAGAAGGAAGUUAUUUGGUCUUCCAUAUUGGUUAGGCGACUUUGUGCUACAAAUUAAAUCUGGGAUGAUUUUAUUUCUGUUUGAAUACGAGAAUAGAGUGCUUCAUGGUGUAUUUCAGGCAACUUCAGAUGGUGCAAUGAACAUUGUGCCCCAUGCUUAUAGCUCAUCAGGGCAGAAAUUCCCUGCCCAGGUUAAGUUCUCUAUACUUUGGUCCUGCAAUCCAAUUUUCGAAGAUCGCUUUCAAAGUGCCAUAAAAGACAAUUACUUUUCAGCUAAGAAAUUCAACUUUGGGCUAUCUAGAAUGCAGGUUCAUAGGCUUUUAUCUCUGUUUAGUUUGACAAAAUUUAGUGAUCAACUCCAUACGAGACAGUUAAGCAGUGAUCCAUUCGAGUGUUCAAGUGAUUACUUGAUUUGUGAAAGCCAAAGUGUUGCUGAUGGUAAUGGGCCUAUAUUGAAUGAGAGGUUACAAGGGAAACUAAUGGAGGGUGAAGACCAAGUUAAUUCUAUGCAGGAAAGUGCUCCUCUUUCCCAUUAUAAUAUCAGAAAUAUAAUUCCUACCAAAGAAAGUGCAGUAUACUGUCCUUAUAUGGUUACCAGAAACCCCACCUGUAGUUCUGGUUGCCUAGGCGGGGCUCAAAUCACAACGCCCAGCCUCCACAGCCAAUCAGACUGCAUGAAUAGCAUGGCUCUCCAAUCGUCUGUAUAUUUUGAAAACAUUAUAGUUCCUUCUAUAACUCAAAGUCAAAUAAAUGUGUCAUGUUCUAAUCCUAACUUACUUCCUUUGCCUAUACGAGAGUUUGAACAUGAUGGAAGCUUGAGAAGGUCUAUCGUAACUAGCGAGUACCCGUCCAAUGGACUGAAUGAUUCCUUUUUCUCAUAUCAGAAUGAGCAGGGCUUAACAAGGCAGGAAAACAUGGAAAUAUAUGUUCCUGUGACAAAAGAAUUUCCCAGUCAAUUACCUUUUGACUCUGUUGUAGUUUCAAGCAUGCCCUCGAUUGAGCAUACAGCAGCGAACCAUGGACAGGAGUGCUAUGGAUCUUCCAAAAGCAUAUAUUCUGAUCAUGAAAGAAAGGGCAAUGUGUUUUCUCGCUUAUCCUAUCCAUCUGAUGCAAGCCUACAAGAAUAUAAUGGCUGCAAUCAUGAGAUGCUUUUUCUUGAUCCAUCUGUUCUUGAAGUUAGCGGGCAAUGGAAGAAAACUGACCAUGAAGUGCCACGUCCAAAACCCAAUGCUGGUCGGAACUUUGUGAAGAAAAAAUGCACAAAAUCUUUGUUAAGUUCAUAUAGUAAUUGCUUUCAAGUGUCAGAUGAACAUGGGGCAAUUAAUGAGGACAGUAUAGGUGGUAACAGUGACCAUAGUGCUAUAGAGAUUCCAUUUGUGAAUUUCAAGCGGCGAAGGAAACAUCUCAAAGUUGAGCACUGCACCCCAACUGGAGGGGAAUUGUCAGGUCUGCAACAGAAAAGAAAAAAGUUGAUUCGACCGAGCUUUGCCUGUAGUGAGUUGCAUGAUUCUGGAGAUACCAACAUUGUUUCCCCAAGUUUAUGUGGACCGAGCUUUGCCUGUAGUGAGUUGGAUGAAUCUGGAGAUACCAACAGUAUUUUCACAAGUUCAGGAGGCAUGUCAAUGGUUAGAGUCUUACGAGGAAAGUCUAAUAUCAAUCAUAUAAAUGAAACAGAUAAGGCAGAGAAAUUAUAUCCAGCUGUUGAAUUGCCAGAUACUAUUUGGCUUGUUGAUGACGACGAAAAGAAUAUUGAUAUUGAAACUGUAGCGACAGCCGAGAAUUGUUGCGAAUUGAAUAAAAUCUCUGAAGAUAAGAUAGCAUCCUCAAAUUAUAUUAGUAAUAGUGACCUAAAUAUUACCUCUAAAGAUCUUAUUGUAAAGGAGAGUUGUAAAAGUACUCAUAAUUGUUCAACUUCAGAGAAUCACAUGAAGUUCCAAAAUCUGAAUAAUUCUGGUUUAUGUCGACAAGAGUUGUCCUUGGAAAGUUCUGAAGUAAAUACUGGGAAUAGUUUUAUAAGGUUUAAUGAAGGCGGCAAUAGAUGCAAUGCAAAGGAAUUAAUUUUAAGUGUGAAAAUUGCCGAACCAUUUCAUGGUCCUGUAGCUGUGAUAGAAAGCUCAGUUAAAAGCUCAAGCCCUUUGAACUCAGACUCUGAAAGUGCUUCUGAAGAUGUUAUUGAGAGAAGGAAGGAAAAUAAUGAAAAUGAGGAGUCAUGACCCAGAACCGAAGUAUGAUUCGGACGGUUCAUUUAACCUGUUUUCCAGUGUUUCUACUAUGAAACAUUGUGUUUUUUUUAAUGAAAUAGAAUGAAACUGUUUUUUUCUUGUUGCAACAGCGAUGUUGAAAAUGCUUCUUGGUAGUGACACAUGAAAAUAGGAAUCUGAAUCACACUGACUGACUGACUGAUGGAUUAAAGAGCAGAGUUUACAGGUAAUUUUUUGAACGUACAAACAUGGUGGUUUGUUCUUCAUGGGAUAGUUGGGUGUAGUUACCAUUAGUGUGGUAAAAGUUAUUGUUGAAGUUUUUGUUAUAUUUUGAAGCAUGAAAUGUAGUUGGGAAAGUUUAGAUUAGAACUGAUAAUGUUGUAGAAAUGGAGCUGGUGUUUUUCUCCAUGAUCUGACAAUCUCAUGUUGGGGGGAUACCUUAAUCUCUCCCUUUUUGUAUAAAAUUUCUUUUUUGAAUACAAUUACUGAGCUCUCUAUGCAAAAAAAGAAAAGUAGGAUUCCUUGCCGUCAUGUAUGUAA